Anopheles cruzii is the source of this 6315-nucleotide messenger RNA. It is a transcript of the gene me31B, whose product is annotated as ATP-dependent RNA helicase me31b. Gene Ontology annotation, cellular component: cytoplasmic stress granule; P-body. NCBI's taxonomy places the organism in Eukaryota, Metazoa, Arthropoda, Insecta, Diptera, Culicidae. Gene Ontology annotation, molecular function: RNA helicase activity; mRNA binding; ATP binding. The record is from RefSeq and is a predicted model, not a curated record. Gene Ontology annotation, biological process: cytoplasmic stress granule assembly; P-body assembly. The coding region runs from base 1350 to 2672 and encodes 440 amino acids. The transcript is spliced from 6 exons.
GCAUCGAAUCGAGAAGCAAACGAAGAGGAGUUGCAAGUAUAAUUUUCAGCGAAAACUAACCGAAAGUGAAUUAGCAGAAUCAUCAAGCGAAUAAUUCAAAACCAAUUUAGCCCAUUCUAAACAAGAAAACUCACACGACGCAGUCAGGAUAUCAACAUCAGAGCUAGUGUACCACACGACCGCUGAUAGCGAGCGUGCGUGUGUAUGUGCGAAAAAUUGCGCGAAGAUCCUUACAAACCGUGAAAGAGCGUGACACGUGACACGGUUGAAAUAAUAUAGGUUACCCCCGGGUAUUUGCCGGUCGGCCUUGAGCGCGCGACUUUGUGGUGUUGAUCGUGUGGAGCUUGUGAAAGCCGAAUGGUAGCAGAGUGAUUGUGCAUUUUUGCAUAUUUUGGUUGGUUAUACGCCUCGAAAUUAUACUUCAACGAAAAGAUAAAAUUGAGCAAAAAAAGCGGAAACAAAACUACUUCACUACCACCCGGUGUAUGUGUGCUUGACGCAGAGAACUGCCUCACAACGGCGCAUCAUUUACUCCAGUGGGAGAAAUUCAUCUUAAAGUGUGCAUGAAGAGAAGGGCGAAAAAGUGAGACAAGCAAGCGCGGAUGCCGUUUCAAAUGAACAUUAAUAGAACGGCAUGAGAAUAAAAGACUUGAUUGAUUACUGAACGCAGUGAGAGAAAGUAAAGUGCAGCGGGCUUUUUAACUGUUUUACCAGAAUCUGGCGAACCGGUUGGCUUCACCAAAAGUGAAAAGUGCAUACGAGUUACUCCAUGGAACAAUUAUAGCAACCCAAAGAAAGAGAAGCCCAAAUGACACUUAAGCUGAGAUAGCGCAAGUCUUCAACGAAAAGAAAGAAAGAGAGGGGAAAAAGAAAGAAAGAAAGAAAAGAGAGAGAGAGUGAGAGAAAAAGAGAGAAAAAUAAUACACAUACCAGAUGCAAAUCUUCUGUACACAACAAGUCAAAAGUCGAUGUGGCCGAGAAAGUAACCGCGGCAAACAGUGAUUGGUGUGGAAAAUAGUCUUGUAGCGAUAUAUUGUGUUUAAGGUGAAUAAUUUAUAGUGGAAAAAACGAGGUAGCGACGACUGGAACACAACGUAACGUGGUGGAGAAGCAAUAACCCCACGCGCAGCACUACGUUUUGUGUUCGAAAACAAAACGCGACUUGGGGCGAAAAACAAGAGUUUGUGCUGAAUUAUAUUAUUUUUAUUUUUAACUCUCGUCGUGGCCUGCAAAGCAAAUUGAGUAGUACACACAGACAGUAGUCCAGAGAAGAAGAAAGCAGAAGAAAAAAAAAGUGCACAAACACUACCACUGAAUCCGGAGUAGCAAGGAGAGCACCAGAAGUAGUCAUGAUGACUGAAACGUUGAAUUCGAAUAAUCAUCUCAGCCAAAAAGGCGAGAACAACAAAGUUGGCGACAUGGGAUGGAAGGCCAAACUUAAAAUACCGCCCAAAGAUACUAGGAUUAAAACUAGCGAUGUUACUGAUACCCGCGGAAACGAGUUUGAAGAGUUUUGCCUAAAGCGGCCACUGCUGAUGGGCAUUUUUGAGAAGGGCUGGGAGAAACCGUCCCCGAUCCAGGAGGCGGCUAUCCCGAUAGCGCUGGUCGGUAAAGAUGUACUGGCACGAGCAAAGAACGGUACCGGUAAGACCGGGGCGUACAGCAUCCCUGUACUAGAGCAGGUCGAUCCGACCAAGGACUAUAUUCAGGCCCUUAUUAUCGUGCCGACCCGAGAGUUGGCCCUACAAACGUCACAGAUUUGCAUCGAGCUGGCGAAGCACAUGAAUAUUCGCGUCAUGGUCACUACCGGCGGAACUAAUCUCAAGGAUGACAUCAUGAGAAUAUAUCAAAAAGUGCAAGUGAUUAUCGCCACUCCGGGCCGUAUACUCGAUCUCAUGGACAAAGAGGUGGCUAACAUGUCCCAGUGUCGAAUGCUAGUAUUAGACGAGGCAGACAAACUGCUGUCGCAGGAUUUUAAAGGCAUGCUGGAUCAUGUCAUUAUGAGAUUGCCAAAGGAACGUCAAAUCCUGCUCUUUUCGGCGACAUUCCCAUUAAGUGUGAAAAACUUCAUGGAGAAGCAUCUGCGCGAUCCGUACGAGAUCAAUCUGAUGGAGGAGCUAACGUUAAAGGGCGUCACGCAGUACUACGCUUUCGUGCAGGAACGCCAGAAGGUGCACUGCCUCAAUACGCUCUUCUCGAAGCUGCAGAUCAACCAAUCGAUCAUCUUCUGCAAUUCGACCCAGCGCGUCGAACUGCUGGCCAAAAAGAUUACAGAGCUGGGAUACUGCUGCUACUAUAUACACGCCCGGAUGCAGCAGGCCCACCGGAAUCGGGUGUUCCACGACUUCCGAUCGGGUCUGUGCCGCAAUUUGGUCUGCUCCGAUCUCUUCACUCGCGGUAUCGACGUACAGGCUGUGAACGUUGUUAUUAACUUCGAUUUCCCGAAGAUGGCGGAAACCUACUUGCACAGAAUCGGUCGAUCCGGACGGUUUGGUCACUUGGGUAUCGCCAUUAACCUAAUCACCUACGAGGAUCGUUUCGAUCUUCACCGCAUCGAGAAGGAGCUGGGCACGGAGAUUAAGCCCAUUCCGAAAGUGAUCGAUCCGGCACUGUACGUACCGCGGCCGGACGAUCCAAACAGUGCGCAGGAGGAGCAGAAUGUUAGCAAAUAAGUCCGGAGGUUUUGAGGGGACUAGAAUUGCCGGUAUUGAUGAGAAGAGAGUGUGAUAUUCAAGGCAUAGAUUGUGGAGAGUAGAAAAUGAAUGGAGGCUGGGAAAUGGAAAAGAGACAGUGUGUGGACAAUGGGGAAGAUCUGUUGAGAUGCGAAACACGAAAACAUUACGAAUUUCUCUAAAGCGAAAAUCGUUUCAUUCAAAUCAUAUAGCAAAUUCCAAGUCAAACGAACAUAACCGCUAAACGAUGGAUUUAAAGGGUAAACGAAGACCGACACGAAGACUAAACAAAGCAAUAUCGCCUGUCAACUGGAAAUAAUGGUUUUUGAGACACAUGUAUGGACUCUGGAGGAACCAAACUGAAUGGAACCGAGUUGUGUAGCACAAAAUAGGGGGGAACCUUUGGUGCGCACAUCCCUAACGGCGCAGGACUGCUCAAUGAUUCUUAUCUUGGAAGUGUUUUGCUUGACGAGUGUGUGAGUACAGCGUGCAAAAUGCAAAUCAUUGCCGCGCUUAUGUUGCAAAGAAAUGGUUGAACCCGAUUACUCACGAAUUCCAAAAUUUCACAAUUGAAACAUUAUUUCAGACAUUCGACGACCCCCUACAACAAAUAUCCGGGUCCCGGUGCAGCAUUAUUCAACAGGGAGAGAGUAGUGAUAAAAUGGCUAGAAAGGUUUGGAGAAAGGUUUGCAACCAUAAUUUUCACCCCUAUUGACGUGCACACGGGACGUUGACUCGUGACUUGUACACACUAUUGGGUCACCAAGCGAAAGCGCCUUAGGGCGCCUUUUGCGCCAUUUUUCCACUGUCUGUCGAAACAUGAUUUGAUAUGAGAGUCCAAACAGUGUUCGUGUUAGGUUAAGAGAGGGUGUUUUGGAUCAGUUUCAUUGGAUUUACCGGAAAUUGAUUCUUUUUUUUAAACCACUAAAACAACUCACACACCUGAGCAACAUUACGCAUGUCGUACUAUCAACAGAUCUGUCGGGUGGCACAAUUAGAUUGAACACGAACAAUACACCGCAGACAAAAGCAUCAACGAUAAUGUCUUACGAAAGCGAACGGCGAGCCGAACUGAGGCAUCAAAAUAAGGAUAAAUGAAGCGGGCGCGGAUCAGAACAAAUGGAAGUGAGGGACAUGGGACAAAGAGAAAGUUAUAUUGAAGAUUGAAGAGAGUAGCAAAAGACAACAGACCACAUGUUGGAACACAGAGAUAUCCACAAACGGCAAAACAAACCAACAAUACAAUGGAUAAGAAGUCUGAAAUUUGUUGAUUAACUGGAUGAAGGGGAACAGGUUGGGAGAACACAGCAGUAUCUCCUUCAUAUUUCUGGAAGUUUUGGUUUUUAUCAACAGUUAGUAGUUUUGAUUUUUGUGCCGCAUUUUCUUCAUCGAAAAUCGGUUGUCUAAUUGAACAUAAUAUGUACGCUAAGGUGUAGCUUUCCUUCCAAUCCCCCGAGGAACGCACGAGCGCGGCUGAGGUCCUACCGCGUAGUACCCCCAGCGACACAAAUUGUAAAAUAGUGAGAAUGUUUGAUUGUGAGGGCCAAUAGUGACUAAACAAUACCGGAAACUAUCCGCGUCUCUCUUGUGUGCAUGUGUAAAGGGAGUGCGUCUGUGAACGCCGGGGGACGUAUGAUUGUGUAGUUGAUGUAGUUUUACUAUUUUUCUCCUUGUACAGUAAAAAAAGACCGCGGGGAGAUUAUAAGAAGGGACACGCAUUGAAACUUAAAAAAAACAAGAACGGUUCGCGUACCGUACCACAAGCGGAUGGAACCUAUGCACGGUUCUUCAGAAUGACUGUACAUAUUAUGUACAGUAGCGAUUAUAUAGCGAUUAUGCAGACCCCGGAGAAGAAGUUCUAAACCCACAUGAAACAAUGUACAUUCUUUGGAGAAAGCGACAGCAAAUAGCAAUUGUGCGAAACAUGCGAUGAAAACUGGCGUCAACAGCAAGCCGAUGGUCGUCAGCACACGGACACAAACGAGGGGGGCAGCCGCACAUACUACAUACUUUCCCUUUUCGUAUACAGCCAAGCUGGAACAAUACAAGUCAUAUUCAAACACCUGGGCUCUGAUCGACUUGUGAAUCAACAAAGUGCUUUGUGUGUAAACACGGAAGAAGGUUAAGGGAAAAAAUCGAGUAAAUGCGAAUUCGCAAGGCCCUUUUGACAGUUCUUGGAAAUGACAUUUCGAACAGACGACCAUUUGGUGCGAAUCCCUGAUCUAGUGGGCUCUGUGAUGGCUUGUAGAAGUGGCACAGCAGAGAGGUUGGCAAAUGAAAAUAGACGACCGCGUAAUGUAGACGGGAAAUUGCGCUCAUCUGCAUUGCAUGAGUUUGAAAAAAAACCUUUUACUAUUGCCGUGUCGAAUCGAGCAUUAGAGUUUCAGGUUCGUCGACAAUAUUUCGCCAAAUGAAUAAUAGUAAAUCCAACAAGCCACCCGGAGCCACUGAACAGACCACGAUGGAAAGCGCGACGCAUCAAGAAGGUAUCACCCUUCGGUGAAUGAAAAGAUGUUCAAGAGCAGUUUGCACUGGAUUCUAUACAUUCAAACGUGCAGAGUGUGCGCCUCAGCGCAUCGUGAGAUGUAACACGACGGAAAUGUAUAGAAAAACAAACGAAUUGUACACGGCUGCGUGCAAAGUUUUCCGUUAGGAAAUGAACUUCACAGGCGCACUUUCGGCAAAUUAGUUUAGGAAAAUGAUGAUCGCGGAUGAGUGUCUGAAAAGAGUCGAUGGACCCCGGGAAUGAAAACCUUGUGCGAAUGAUGUAAUCAGUUAUGAACGAGAAUGAUGACUGCACGGGGCUUGUAUGAAUGGGCGGUCACGUUUGUACGCAUGUGGAUACGACGAAUGAUUGGAAGUGAAAGUGUAUUUUUAAAAGAAAGUUAGUGAAAUUGAUGAAAAGCACAUGGCGCGAAAACAUGGUUCAGCGUUUAGAGGUGAAAUGCCCGCACCCGCAUCAUGUGGGCGGCGGUGGAAUUGUACCAUCGAAAGCGGCAGCGUGGAAUGCAUUCCUAUCGAGAUGCGCCGGUGUCAUUCUUGUGCAUCACGAAUUCGCAGAUGAUACUUGAUCGCAGUAGGUUCGGCUCUCUUCUGUUAGAAACGAUUCUCCUUUUUCUUCCACUCCACGCUGCUGAUAACCUUGAAGCUUCCACCACUUAGAGGGAGGAACGCAAAAUUUGCGGAGAAACUAAUUGGAGGGCAUAUUUUUACGGUAUUGGUCGGGAUGGUAAAAUUCUCAAAAAUAUCCUUACCAUCUUAGCAACAAUCCACCAACCACAAGUAGGCAAUGAGCAUUUCCGAUGAGAUUCGUGCGAUAUUCCAACCAACGAUUCGCUUCCAACAACAUCUAGUAAGCUGAGUUGCUCUCACUAAUUGCCACUUUCAGUUGCAAAGGUAAACCAAAAAUGGAAUCUUCAGUUGGAGAAAUUUACCGUCUACCAAAUCAACUACCGCUACGAGUAACAAACUGUGAGACUUAUGCGUCCCCUUCAGAUCGAAAAAGUCAAUUGGUCAGUGAAUUUGAUCACUGCUUGACAGUCAUUCUCAGCAGUACAUAGUUGAUGAAACCUCCUGGGUAUUAAUCGGCCACCACCAGACUAGUAACAUAGAAAAAAAAAAAAACAGAAACACCUUGGGCCAA